Molecule: messenger RNA, 981 nt
Organism: Iphiclides podalirius (scarce swallowtail)
Lineage: Eukaryota; Metazoa; Arthropoda; Insecta; Lepidoptera; Papilionidae
Source: the annotation of a GenBank genome assembly
AUGAAAUCCCUCUUCAGGAGAGUGGUUUUGACCAAUAAUAUAUCAUUUGCUCGUAUUAAUGUGUUUCGACUCGCAUCGAAUGAUGCCAAAAAGCAAGCACAAGAUCCACAAAAAACAGAAGAAGUUAUUAAUAAUAUUACAAUCGAAAAGUAUGGCGGUGUUACAACAUUAAACAUAGACCGCCAGAAGACUAGAAACAGUCUUGAUGAAGCUACAUUGAGAGAGAUGGCCACUGCAAUAGAUGCAUUUGAUAAAGAUAAUGAUGCAAAGGUUUUGGUGUUUAAUGGUGAAGGCGGAUCAUUCUGUUCCGGGUUUGAUUUAGAUGAAGUAGGUGCAAAGGGAUACAAUACACUUCUAGAUGCUGCCUCACGAUUACGUCGUCGGCCUUUAUGUGAUAAACCAACCAUAGCUGCUGUCACUGGAUAUGCCGUUGCUGAGGGCUUCGAGCUUGCCCUUGCGUGUGACCUUCGUAUAAUUGAGGAUACAUCGGUGAUUGGGUGCCUAGGACGUAGAUUUGGUGUUCCACAAAGUUUGUACGGCGCCCGACGUCUGACAUCGCUUAUAGGACUUUCCCGUGCGCUAGAUUUACUAAUGACGGGAAGGUUGAUAAACGGUUCUGAAGCUUAUGCAAUGGGAUUAGCAUGUAAACUGACUUCCACAGGAACUGCACUUGGAGAAUCAGUGAAAUUGGCCAAAUCAUUGGUGAAGUUUCCACAAAAUGCACUCAUAAUGGACAAGUUAGCCGCUGUCAUUUCACAAUUGAACCCCAACAGUGAGGAGAGUAUGCGCGAUGAGGCUGUCUUAUCAAGCCUGUUAGGAGGGGCUAUAAAAGAUAUAAACGAAGGAGUAAUUAAGUUCCAAAAAGGUAUAGGCAAGCACGGGAAAUUCUAUAGACUGACAGAAGUACCACUUAAGGAUUGGGAAAUCGAAGAAACCAUUGAUGAAAUUACGGUUGAAUCAGAUAAGUCGCCAAAAAAAUCU